GUGAGUUGGUGCCUCCGUCAUUAACAGAUCAGCCAAGCUUAUUGUGUAUAUAUAUAUGUAUAGCAACUUGCAAGAGAAGAGGAAAGAAGCAGAUCGAAGGAGCAGUGGCCGGUCAGGAUAAGAAGAACAAUCGGAAGCCGCAAUCAGAAAUGGAGGAAGCGAUGAGCUGCCUGAGAGUCGUGAUGUUCCAACCGCCGCCGUCGCUCUUCGUAUCAGCGAUGUCGGCGGCGGUGGUAGCGUAUCUGGCCUUCUUCGGCCUCUCGGAGAUCCGAGGCACACACUUGAAGUACUCCAAGUUCGCCGGCUCCUCGUCGUCGUCGUCGAAAUCGUCCUCCUCCCUCCCCAGCAGAAUCGGGAUGCUCGUGCUCUACUUCCCGGCCUUCCUCGCCGCCAUCGCCUCCUUGCUCUUCCUCCAUGGCGGCGGCGGCGCUCCUCCUCCGUCUUCUAGGCUCCUCCUUGUCGAGUCCGCCCUCGCCGUCCAUUUCCUCAAAAGGCUGCUCGAGACACUGUUCCUGCACAAGUACAGCGGCACCAUGGCCGUCGAAUCCGCGAUUCCGAUCAGCCUAAGCUACUUCAGCAUCACGGCAAUCACGAUCUACGCCCAGCGUUUGACGGAGGCAACGAUCCCGGAGCCGGCUGUGGAUUUGAAGCUCUACGGGGUGGCGCUGUUCGUCGUUGGGAUCGCCGGCAAUUUCUACCACCAUUACUUGCUCUCCAAGCUGAGAUCAGACCGCGGCGAGAACAGCAAGAACAAAGAGUACAAGAUCCCCAAGGGUGGGAUGUUUGAGCUGGUGAUCUGCCCUCAUUACCUGUUCGAGAUCAUCGGAUUCUACGGUAUAGCCCUCGUCUCGCAGACGCUCUACGCGUUCUGCGUCGCCGUCGGGACUACUCUGUACCUGAUGGGAAGGAGCAAAGUCACCAGAGAGUGGUACCUGUCAAAGUUUGAUGAUUUUCCUGCUCAUGUCAAGGCUCUGAUUCCCUUUGUUUUCUAGAUUUAUCGAUCGGUACGAGAGAAUUUUGAGGAUCUUGACGACGACUGGCUUGUUGCCAGUUCCGUCGUGUUAUUACUGUCUCCAAUGUACACUGUAAUUUACAUGUCAAUCAAGUGGGAGCUUACAGGCAUACAUUGCAAGCU
This is a messenger RNA of Linum tenue, 1135 nucleotides long. The record is from the annotation of a GenBank genome assembly. NCBI's taxonomy places the organism in Eukaryota, Viridiplantae, Streptophyta, Magnoliopsida, Malpighiales, Linaceae.